Numida meleagris (helmeted guineafowl) is the source of this 2953-nucleotide messenger RNA. RefSeq names its product ADAM metallopeptidase domain 17 (gene ADAM17). The record is from RefSeq and is a predicted model, not a curated record. Lineage: Eukaryota; Metazoa; Chordata; Aves; Galliformes; Numididae. The transcript has 19 exons. Bases 145 to 2640 code for a protein of 831 amino acids. Gene Ontology annotation, biological process: membrane protein ectodomain proteolysis; Notch signaling pathway. Gene Ontology annotation, cellular component: plasma membrane. Gene Ontology annotation, molecular function: metalloendopeptidase activity.
GUGCGGGGCCUGGAGGGCGGUGGGCUCGGGUCGGCGUGAGGUGCUGUGGGUGGGCGGGGCGCGAAGUUGGCCGGACCGAAUGUGAGCGUCGGAACAGAGUGAGCGGGCGGACGGAGGAGCGGGAGGGAGCCGCGCGCUCGGACCAUGAGGCUCCGGCUGUGGCUGGUCCCUGCCCUGGUGCUGCUGUGGGCGCCGGGCGGGCUGCAGGCGCUGAGGCGGCCGCCGCGCGGGCAGCGUUACGAUGCAGUUGAAUCCAUGCUCUCAGACUACGACAUCCUUUCUCAGUCCAGUAUCCAGCAGCACUCACUGAAGAAGAGAGACCUCCAGCCUGAGACUCAUGUAGAGAGGCUUUUAAGUUUUUCCGCCCUGCGAAGGCACUUUAAAUUAUACUUAACUGCAACUGCUGAACACUUUUCAGAAAAAUUUCAAGCAUUAAUUGUGGAUGGUGAAGGCAAGGAGAAGGAGUAUCGCGUUCAGUGGCAAGACUUUUUCACGGGACAUGUCGUUGGGGAGCAUAAUUCCAAGGUUGUGGCACAUAUUGGGGAUGAAGACUUUACUGUAAGAAUCAGUGCUGAUGGAGAGGAAUACAAUAUAGAGCCUCUGUGGAGAUUUAUAGAUGACGUUCAAGAUGAAAGAUUGCUUGUCUACAGAUCUGAAGACAUUAAAGAUUUCUCACGUUUGCAAUCCCCCAAAGUAUGUGGUUAUUUAAAGCUGAACGAAGAAGAACUUUUACCCAAAGGACUGGAAGAGAGUAAGCAAAAUGAAGCAAGCAUCCACCGGGAGAAAAGAGCCAUUCCAGAGAGCUCCAAAGAUACGUGCAAGAUGUUGGUAGUGGCAGAUCAUCGUUUUUUCAAGUACAUGGGCCGUGGGGAAGAGAGUACUACUAUAAACUAUUUGAUUGAACUGAUAGACAGAGUAGAUGACAUCUACCGAAAUACUUCCUGGGACAAUGGGGCCUUCAAAGGUUACGGCAUACAGAUAGAGCAGAUUAUCAUCCACAGUGAACCUAAUCAUGUAGAACCUGGAGAAAAGCAUUACAAUAUGGCAAAAAGCUAUCCAGAUGACAAGAAAGAUGCCUGGGAUGUGAAAAUGCUGCUAGAGCAAUUUAGCUUUGAUAUCGCUGAGAAAGCAGCUCACGUGUGCCUUGCUCAUCUCUUCACAUACCAAGAUUUUGACAUGGGAACACUUGGACUGGCUUACGUUGGCUCUCCCAGACCUAACAGCCAUGGUGGCAUUUGUCCUAAAGCUUAUCACAGUCCCAUUGUAAAGAAAGACAUCUAUCUGAACAGCGGCUUAACCAGCACCAAGAACUAUGGGAAAACCAUCCUCACAAAGGAGGCUGACUUGGUUACAACUCAUGAACUUGGACAUAACUUCGGAGCAGAGCACGAUCCUGACAGUCUGCCAGAAUGUGCCCCCACAGAGGACCAGGGAGGGAAAUACGUUAUGUAUCCAAUUGCUGUCAGUGGAGAUCAUGAAAACAAUAAGAUGUUUUCAAGCUGCAGCAAAAAAUCCAUCCAUAGGACCAUAGAGAUCAAGGCCCAGGAGUGCUUCAAAGAGCGCAACAACAAAGUGUGUGGGAACUCCAGGGUGGACGAAGGUGAGGAAUGCGAUCCUGGCCUCUUGUACCAACAAGCUGAUCCCUGCUGCUCUGCAGACUGCAAGCUGAAAGAUGGUGCCAAAUGCAGUGAUCGGAACAGCCCCUGCUGUAAAGGCUGCCAGUUUGAAAGUGCCCAGAAAAAAUGCCAAGAAGCCAUAAAUGCCACUUGUAAAGGAGAGUCUUUUUGCACGGGGAACAGCAGCGAGUGCCCUCCUCCUGGGAAUGCUCCAGACGACACCAUCUGUGUGGACAUGGGGAAGUGCAAGGACGGCGAGUGCAUCCCUUUCUGCGAGAGGGAGAAGAACCUCCGCUCGUGUGCCUGCAACGAAACAGAUAACUCCUGCAAGGUGUGCUGCCGGGACGAGCAGGAUCGAUGCACACCGUACGUCGACGCCAAUGACCAGUUCCUGUUUCUGCGCAAGGGGAAGCCUUGUACUGUGGGCUUCUGUGACACAAAUGGCAAAUGUGAGAAGCAAGUACAGGACGUGAUUGAACGAUUUUGGGAUUUCAUAGACCAGCUUAGCAUCAACACCUUUGGGAAGUUCCUGGCAGAUAACAUAGUGGGCUCUGUGCUCGUCUUCUCCUUGCUGUUUUGGAUUCCUCUCAGCAUCCUCGUGCACUGUGUGGACAAGAAAUUGGACAAGCAAUAUGAGGAGAACACCAAGUCUCUGUUCUGCCCCAGUAACGUGGAGAUGCUCAGCAGCCUGGACUCGGCCUCCGUGCGCAUCGUCAAGCCCUUCCCCGCGGCGCAGCCCUCCAGCCGGCACCAGCCCCUGCAGCCCAUCGUGGCUGUGGCCGCGCCUGCGGCCGCCGCGGCUCCCAAGCAGGACCACCAAAGAAUGGACACUAUUCAGGAGGACCCCAGCACCGACUCUCAUAUUGACGAGGACGGGUUUGAGAAGGACCCUUUCCCAAACAGCAGCUCGGCUGCCAAAUCUUUUGAGGACUUGACGGAGCAUCCCGUCACCAGGAGUGAGAAAGCAUCGUCUUUUAAACUGCAGCGCCAGAACCGAGUGGACAGCAAGGAGACGGAGUGCUAGUGCCCUGCCGCCAAACGGCUCCCGCCAGCAGAAGUUCGUCUGGAUCUGAAACCAUUUCAUUUCUAUAAAUUCAAAUAUAUGUAUGUAUAUUUUUGUGAGGGAGUGGGAGAUAUAAGGAAGCGACCUACUGCAGAUGCUGGUCAUGUGUAUGACCUUCCUUAAAUUACAUUUAUUAGAGCAUUAUAUCUUUUAAAAACCGGAAAUCCAACCGGAGGCAGGCUUGUUUUUGAAGCUCAUUGGAUUUUUCUAUUUUCUCGACCUCUAACAUUUCCUUCAACCUGUGGUGCAGAACAAAAUAUCCUCCUGGAUAUCA